Messenger RNA from Penicillium riverlandense, 468 nucleotides. Its product is annotated as CoA-binding protein. The record is from RefSeq and is a predicted model, not a curated record. NCBI's taxonomy places the organism in Eukaryota, Fungi, Ascomycota, Eurotiomycetes, Eurotiales, Aspergillaceae. The transcript is spliced from 2 exons. Bases 1 to 468 code for a protein of 155 amino acids.
AUGGAAACCGCGGUCAAGCGCUUCUUCUCCUCCCCCCGCUUCGCCGUCGCCGGGGCCAGCAACGACCCGGCCAAGUUUGGCUACAAAAUCCUUGCCUGGUACCACCAGCACUCGCUGCCCGUGACCCCCCUCAACCCGCGAGCCGCGGAGAUCUCUCUUCCCUCGACUUCGAUAAAAACUGAGCCCUCCCCUUCCGCGCUACCAAACCCGAAGCAGACUUCAUUGUCCGUGGUGACCCCACCACCCGUGACGCUCAAGGUGCUUGAAGAGGCUCACUCGGUAGGCAUUCCGGCGGUGUGGUUGCAGCCGGGAACCUUUGAUGAUAGCGUGUUGGGGUAUGCACGAGAGCACUUCGAGGCCGUGAUUGCCGGCGAUGGUGGACAAGGCCAUGAGGGGUGGUGUGUGCUUGUGGAUGGUGAAGACGGGCUUGCUGCCGCUGGCAAAAACUGGACAAGCCAGCGGCUAUGA